Quercus robur (English oak) is the source of this 1659-nucleotide messenger RNA. Its product is annotated as la-related protein 1A-like. The record is from RefSeq and is a predicted model, not a curated record. Lineage: Eukaryota; Viridiplantae; Streptophyta; Magnoliopsida; Fagales; Fagaceae. The coding region runs from base 147 to 1247 and encodes 366 amino acids. Gene Ontology annotation, molecular function: RNA cap binding. The transcript is spliced from 9 exons. Gene Ontology annotation, biological process: mRNA stabilization.
GUUUCAAGUAUAGAAGUCAGUGCUGUCUGAACCGCUUGCAUAUCGUACAACUACUCUCAUGACUGCCAUCUACAAUUGACUCUCUUUCUCAAUGGCAAGGCAAGGACAAAAUUUAGAACUGCAGGAUUGAUGAGGAAGACGAUGAGAUGGUUGACAAUGAUCAGGACGUUCAGAGACUUGUAAUUGUCACCCAGAAUAGCAGGACAAGUCAAGAAACUAAAGGUCGUGGUAAAGAGUCCAAAUCCAUUUCCAAUGAGCUAGCUUCUGCAAUAAAUGAUGGUCUUUACUUCUAUGAGCAGGAACUGAAAACUAAGCGAUCUAGUCGUAGAAAGAAUAGCUCUAGUUUUGAGAAUAAAGAUGGAAACUCAAAAUUUCCAAGCAGUGCUUUCGGAGUCUCCAACCCAAAGGCUAGUGAUAAUUUUGCUGGAAGUGUUGUCCUUGAGGAGUCUGGAAAUGCUAAUUCUAGAAGGAAGCAACAUAAAGGCCUUCCCAGGCAGCUGUCCUCCCAUAAACAACGAUUUUUCUCCAGUAACUUCAGAAAUCAUGGAACUUCCCGAAACUCUAAUGGAAUCAUAUCGGAAAGUCCACCUAGUAAUUCGGUUGGAUUUUUCUUUAGUUCUACACCUCCUGAAAAUUAUGGCCCUAGGACUUCAAAGUUGAGUGGUUCACCACAUGGGAUUCUAUCUGGGAGUCCACCAGUGGGUUCCAUGCCAAAGUCAUUUCCACCAUUUCAGCAUCCAAGCCAUCAGCUUCUAGAAGAAAAUGGGUUUAAACAACAGAAGUACCUGAAGUUCUAUAAGCGGUGCCUGAGUGACAGAAAGAAGUUGGGAAUUGGUUGCAGUGAGGAAAUGAAUACACUUUACCGGUUUUGGUCAUAUUCUCUUAGAGACUUGUUUGUCCCUUCUAUGUAUAAUGAGUUCAGAAAAUUUGCACUGGAAGAUGCUGCUGCUAAUUAUUACUAUGGAAUGGAGUGCCUUUUCAGGUUCUACAGUUAUGGUUUGGAGAAGGAGUUUAGAGAGGACCUGUAUCAGGACUUUGAACAGCUUACGCUUGACUUCUACCACAAUGGCAAUCUUUAUGGCCUCGAAAAAUAUUGGGCAUUCCAUCAUUACGGCGGGCAACGUGACCAGAAAGAGCCCCUAAAGAGACAUCCAGAAUUGGAUAGGUUACUCAGGGAAGAAUAUUGUAGCUUGGGGGACUUUCGUGCUAAAGAGAAGGCCAAUGCUGUGAAAGAAGAGAGUCAUUAGCUAGCACUUGCACCAAUCAUAUGCCUUAGUGGCAUUGAAGCAUCACUGUCCCAGUUUUGGAAUAGAAUUCUUUCAACUUGACAAGGGAGUUGGAGUUAGCAGCCUAUUUUUGGUUUGGAAAUGAAGAAAAGAUGGUUGUCAUAUAUUGUAUGUUUGAUUGAGGCCGCUGACUGCAGAGUUUUUCUUUUGUGUAAGGUUUUUUUUUUGGCUCCUGGGUAUACAUGCAUUUUUGGGGUUGUAUGCAUGCUUGGAGAGGUGCCUGUGCUUUCUCUACACAAAUCUCUUCUCUGGAUUGUAACUUGUACAGAAACAGAAAAGGAAAAAAACUGAAAAAAAGAAGGCUGUAGUUUAGACAUUUGUCAAAAUUGAAGAAUAAGAUAUUUGAGAAUUUAAUUUAUAAUCCUUUUCUUUU